This is a messenger RNA of Tarenaya hassleriana, 3162 nucleotides long. RefSeq lists its product as uncharacterized. The record is from RefSeq and is a predicted model, not a curated record. Bases 708 to 2882 code for a protein of 724 amino acids. The transcript is spliced from 4 exons. NCBI's taxonomy places the organism in Eukaryota, Viridiplantae, Streptophyta, Magnoliopsida, Brassicales, Cleomaceae.
CAAAGCGGACGAACAAGAAGAAGGAAAGUGUCAGUGAAGUUUGGUUUCUCGUCGUUGUAAAUUUCGGGAUGAAAGUGGACUGAUUGGUGUUCAUCAUCGUCGUCGGAAUCCUUAGAUCGGAAUAUUAUCCUGAUUGCUAGUUUUUGACCGGAAUCCACUUCUCUCCUGGAAAUUCUUAGGGUUUUUGUUGGCUUUGACGAGGAAAUUAAGUGAAGAUCGCCGAACAGGCGAGGUUAAUUUCCUGCGAAGGAAUCGCACAGGGAUGUACUGAUAAUCGGAUUUGGUAAUAGAGAGGUUAGGUUUUUACUCAGUCAGGAACUUGAGAUCCAUCGUUUUGCAUAUACUUUUUGCAGUAAACUAGAUUUUCAGCCCCGUUGUUCAGUGAUUUGGCUGAUUAAUAUUUAAGGCCCUCUGCUUCUACGGGGAGCUAAAGACUGGUCCGAGAAUCACCAGUUAGAGCACAUGGUGUUUUACUCAGGUUGUUCAGUGAGGAAGCAAAAUUGAAGUGGCUGCUGCUGCUGCUGUUGUUGUGUUCUUGAUUUCUGUCGGAUUACAGACUCGAGCCUUCUAGGUCACAGGAACGUUAAAGUUAUUUGUAAACUGAUUGGGUUUCAGACAAUGUUUUCACUUGGCGACCUUGCUUUUGCAUAACUUUUGUGAUUCCUUAAACCGGAGCCUUGGAUUUUUAUAUUAAUCUGAGGACAAAGAUGCAUGCUAGGCACCGUGAUAUUGGAAAUGGCUACAGAUCUAGUUCAAUGGAAAUGGGAAUGUCAGCCUCUGGAAUUUCGCCAGAUCGUUCAAUGCGCAGUCAUGGAUUUUAUGGUUCAGGUCAUCGUGGCUUCAACCGUGGAUACGGGCGUGGCCGUGCAUACCCAAAGUCAUACCAGAAUCGACCGCCUCCACCUACUCCACCGCUGCAAUGCAAAAGUGGUGGUGAUAUUUUCAUGGAAGCUGGUCGUCUGGCGGCAGAGUAUUUGGUUUCUCAGGAUGUCCUACCACCAACCGUGCUUUCUGGUAAAUGGCAGAAAGAUAAUUUCAGGAAGCAGGCAGGAGAGAUUCAGGGUUUUAGGUCACAAGAAACACGAAUGGGUAUGUUUACCCCUGGUAUAGAUAAAAGGAGGUUUGUAGAUGAUUAUAGCUCAACGGGGUCCAGAAGUUACAUGAAGGGAAGGAGGUCCAACCGUUAUGGCUCUGAUUAUGGGAGGAGUGGAUCAUGGUCAGAGAGAAAUAGGACUUCUGAAGUCGAAGCUUAUGAUGAUUCUGUGUCUGGGCAUCGUGAAGAACAGCCACUUGCUGAAGAUAAUGCUAGCUCGUUUCAGAGGUCAAACUCGGGUGAUUUUCCAAGAAAGCGUGGAGGAGCAGGUGAUUCGGAGUCUGAGUUGGACAAGUACAAUCUUCAGGAUGAGGCCCAAUCUAAGACGUGUUCUUCUAGUGCUGGGAAAGAUAUAGUGCAUGAUGGGGAAAUCUCAAAAGUAUCUGAAGGUUCCUCUAGCUUGAGUGUUGGGUCUGGAGAGGUGAAGGGUAGAAAUGGCGAUGGCAGAGAGAAUGAAGACCGGGCAGGUGUGGAUGGCUGGUCUAUCCAGCAACACGAGGCGGUAGAUGAAGGGUCCAUCAAGAGUGGGUUUGAUUUGGUAACCCUCUGUAAAUUUGCCAAGGUGCCUACCAGGACACGCUCUUCUUUAACUGCUAAAGGCCCAAAACAUGAUUUGAGUGAAAAUAUCAAGGGAAGCUCUUGUAAUUCUGUACUUGCAGAAGAAAAUCAUAUCCCACGUCUAUGCGAGUCUCCAGUGCAUUCAUCUGGAAAAGCUGACAAUGCUGGCGACGAAAAUUUUAACCCCACUAACCCGGUUGGAGACUUGGGACAUGCUCAUAUGGCUGAGAAGAGUAAAUGUCAUAGGUCUAGUUCUUUCCCUGACAGCAUUCUCAGGGACAAGAUUGCAAAGAAUUCAGGACUGGAGUUGGCUGAUCUGCAUAGAUCUCAUUCGAUGGGGAAAGAAAGAGACGAGAAAAGGGCUGCUGAAGACUGUGAGAUGGAAGGAGGAGCAAAGAGACAGAGAGAGUGGCUGCCGUCCCUUUCUUCUGAAGCUAAAGCAAGUGAAAUAAAAAGGGACCCAGAAGAGGAAAGAGCACGUGUAUUUGAAGAGAAAGUGUUGGACAGGGCAAUGAAGGGCAUUGCUCAUGAUGAGUUGGUUGAUAAGUCUACGCAUAAUCAGAUUCAAGUCGGGAAAUCAUGUGGUGGGUAUGGAGAAGAGCAGGAGUUGUUUCCCAGUUCAUUUAAGAUCUGUGAUCUUAAUCUUGAGGGGACAUUGGAUGCGAAGGACAACAAACUUGGCAACCCUCUGAUCCUUUUUCCUGCCAUUUCAGCACCGAAAAGGGAAUCUUCUCAAAUCGAGUUUGAUCGCUCGAUAAGCAGUUCUAGCAAGUCUGUUGAGCACACUACUCGGAUGAGCAAUGGUAAAGAGAUAGAAGUGAUCGACUUGGAGAAUGAUUCCCCUGAAGUGACCGAUGCCUGUGGUAAUGCGGAGAGAAAGCUAAAGGCUGCUUGUACGGGCUUUUCUCGUCAAACUCAGGCAGCUAACGAAAUCCAUAAUGAUAUGCCGGAUUACAAUGAAGGGCUCAUGAUGGUAGAGUUCCUCGAUUCCUUUGGAAACAUCCCUCCAAUGAACACAGCAAUCAAUGAAGUGUCUGGAGGCAUUAGUCACAGUCAUAUGCCGGAUAACGAGGCUGGCCUUCAAAACUCGGAGGGAACACUCGGAAGUGACCAGGUUCCUCUUCCUCAGUCUGAUGAUGAUUCGAUAUUCAUGUCACUUGGAGAAAUACCACUGACUUUCUUGCAAGCCUGGGACCAUCCACCGGCUCGGGGCUACGACAAGCCUUUCUGAGUCCGCCACAGCUUCUUCUGUGUAACAUCAGAUGAGUAGAUUAUAUAUAUAUAUAUAUAUAUAUAUAUUACAUUCUGUAGCUCCUAUGCCGGAAUUUGGAAAUCUGGGUACCAAGAAACCAAACCGGGUUAUCGGGUGUAAACCCGGAUUUUUAGUUACAAAAAAAGACACAAUUAGGCAUGUAAACCCCGUUUUAACAGUAGGCCCAACAGUAGUUUAUUUCCUAAAGUACAAAUAUUAUCUCGUCUUAUAAUAUUUGGAUAGCUGUAGUGUUUUAUUA